Messenger RNA from Nyctereutes procyonoides (raccoon dog), 2358 nucleotides. It is a transcript of the gene LAX1, whose product is annotated as lymphocyte transmembrane adaptor 1. Gene Ontology annotation, biological process: antigen receptor-mediated signaling pathway; immune response; intracellular signal transduction. The record is from RefSeq and is a predicted model, not a curated record. The transcript is spliced from 5 exons. Bases 1 to 1185 code for a protein of 394 amino acids. NCBI's taxonomy places the organism in Eukaryota, Metazoa, Chordata, Mammalia, Carnivora, Canidae. Gene Ontology annotation, cellular component: plasma membrane.
AUGGAUGUGAUCACCCCGACCAUUUCAGAAAUCAGAGGGAGGACCUUGGAAGCCAGGACUCUGCAGGUAACUGCCGGCAGCCUGGACAGAGAGAAAGACCAGAGCAGAGCCAUAUUUUCUGGGUUUGCAGGAUUCCUUGCCGUCCUACUGACCACUCUGAUCUUCUACAGCCUAUGGAACUGGAAUAAAUGGAAGAAGCAGCGACACAUUCCUUACUUCCGAGUUACCGUCAUGCCCUUACUUUCUCUGUCUCGACCCAGACAAGGAGCCAAAAAUAUUUAUGACUCCUUACCCCAGAGGCAAGGAGAGCUGGGGAGACGGCAGUCAAGGAGUAACCAUAUUUUCAGUACCGAGAGCCUCCUUUCCAGAAAUUAUGAUAGCCCUCCUUCUGAUGCUGUGCCCUCCCAAGCAGGCAAUGCCCUCUGGCUGUACAGAGACCAUACUCAUGCCAACAGCUAUGCAGUGGGCAUCUAUGACAAUGCCACGGGGCUCCAGAUGUGUGGGGACCUCACUCCCUCAGCACACUAUGUCAAUGUCAGAGCAGCCAGAGACUGCCUGAGCAUUUCUUCAGAGGAUUCAAGAGAUUACAUCAAUGUGCCCACAGCAGAAGAGAUUGCUAAGGCUCAAGCUUCUACCGACAGCACCCCCACGGGCCUCUUUGCCCUCCCAAGUACCCAGGAGCUGGAGUCUACUGAGGAAAGAGACAAGGGCUGUGGGAAUGCCAGUGACCACAUCAGUUUUGGGUCUCUAAAGUCUGAAAGCAAUGAUCCACUCAGCGAUGGGGAAGACUCUUCGGAGACCUCGAAUGACUAUGUCAAUAUGGCAGGGCUGAAUCUUGAGACCAUCCAGGGGAAGCAGUCCUGUCUGGUUUUCCAGUGCUAUAGAGAUUAUGAAAAUGUUCCACCAGCACACACCAAUGGAAACCAGCAGCAGGGGGAGGAAGACGUGACAUCCUCAAACACAGAAGGCAGGAUGGACGGUCCAGGUACCCACCUCCAAUUUGUUGUGAAAUCAGGGAGUUUCCUGGCUCUAGGGGAACAUGUGACCUGUCAGCCAUCUGCACAGAGUGAGAGUAGUCAGAUGAAACACGAAGAAGACAUGUCAAAUGACACUUCUAGUGACUAUGAGAAUGUGCUAGCUGUCAAGUCAGAAGACAGGGACUCCAAGCAGGGACCAGACACAUAACUCCUUCCUGAUGAAUUAGGACCCAGAAACCCAGCUGAAGAGCUCUGUGGAGUAGGCUAUGCUUGCCAGACCCAUGGCCACUACCAGGUCUGGUAAAGAUCGCUGGCCAUCCUUAUAUAUCUCAGUGGUUCAUUCAGGUAGACUACAAAAAUGCUGAGACGCACAGAAGUUAGGGAACUCACAAAAGCCAAUGUCUGAGAAAGCCAGAAGGGAAUUCUUCUCAAGCAGGGUGCUAUUAUCUCUCAUACCAACCUAAGAAUGUUUGCUGAAACUCCCCUAUAGGACAAUUAGUAGAUUAAAAAUGUAGUAGUACUUUAGUGUACAGUGGAAACAUGAAGUGGUCUAAAAUCAUUACCUUCGCGGAUACCAGCAGGAUGCAAAGUGAGAAUAUGGAUCAGCUUGUGAUCCAGGCAGAGGCCAAAAAGAAUGGAGAAGUCGGAGUUGGGGUGGGACAGCAGUUUCCAGUUGAAAAAGGGUGUGGACAAUCAAACGCUAGGGAAUAUGUGGGACAUUAGAACUGUCUUUCAUUGUACUCUCCACUUUAGCAAGGUGACAGUUUCUCAGAAGCAUACACUUAUACAACCCAGCCAUUCCACUACUAGAUGUUUAUCCAAGAGAAUUGAAUAUUUGUGUUCAUACAAAAACCCAUACAUGCCUAUUUAUAGUAGCUUUUUUCAUAACUGCCAGAACUAGAAAUAACCCAGAAGUCCUCUAACACGUAAAUGGGAGAAUGAACUGUGGUAUAUCCAUGUAAUAAGGUUAUCUAUACUGAACAUAAAAAAGGAAUGAACUAUUGGUUUGAGCAACAACACGGGCAAAUCUUAAAUGCAUUUUGGUAAGUGAAAGAAGCUAGGCCUAAAAAAAAAUCUACGAAUUGUGUGAUUCCAAUUAUAUGACAUUCUGGAAAAGGCAAAACUUUAAGGAUGGAAAACAGAUUAAUUAGCGUUUGCCAGGUUUAGGCAAAGGGAAGUUUACUACAAAGGAAUUUCUAGGUUAAUGGGGCUCUUCUGUACGGGUACUGUGGUGGCAAAUGCAUGACUGUGAAUUUGUCAAAACACAAAAAACUAUAUAGCACAACGAGUGACUUUUAUUAUAUGUAAAAAUUUUUAAUUAACCACUCUAUCAGGGGAAGCCAUAAUGGAAUGAAGAUUAAGACAAACAAACCUAACUAUA